Electrophorus electricus (electric eel) is the source of this 2102-nucleotide messenger RNA. RefSeq names its product lysyl oxidase a (gene loxa). Gene Ontology annotation, molecular function: copper ion binding; protein-lysine 6-oxidase activity. NCBI's taxonomy places the organism in Eukaryota, Metazoa, Chordata, Actinopteri, Gymnotiformes, Gymnotidae. Gene Ontology annotation, biological process: collagen fibril organization; peptidyl-lysine oxidation. The record is from RefSeq and is a predicted model, not a curated record.
CAGAGCCCUAAGAGGUUCACGAGAUCUUUUUUCGUCAUGUAACCUGCGCUUUAUAUUUUCCGCGGAGUGUAUGAAAUACAGUUUAGGAGUUUAUUGCCCAUUUUAACAUUUUGAGUAACAAUUACCACAUUUUAACGGAGAAACCGGAGGUCCUUUAAAUAAAACACAGAAUGGGUGUACGUUUAAUUGACGCCGUAUUUUACGCAUGUGCGCACAUAUGUUUAUUAGUUUGCAUGCUUCAAAGUGCUCAGUCUCAGCGACAGCGAGAUUCAAGGCCGGCGAAUGCUGGAAGUGCGGCUCUCAGACAGACAAUUCAAUGGCAGCACAAUGGCAAGCUCUUUAGUAUUCUGAGCCAAGGAUCAGAAUAUCAGCCACCAUUGAAAAGAGACGGAGACCAGCCACAAGUUAGACCAAUAGCUAUUGUAAGCAACCACCACGCGGCUACGAGAGUCAAUGAAUCGGCUGGAUCUUCACGACCUGGACUAAGACAAGGACCUGCGGGGUCACCGUCCCGCACCAUAGCGCAUCGGAGUGAUUUGCGCUGGUUACCAAGCGGAGGUCGAGAGCGCGCUAGGGGAUCCCUCGUCCGUAGAAAUCACACUGGAGCCGACCCGCUGGAAACUCGGGUUAACGGCACUGCGCGAAACACAAACGUGAGUCCAUCUUCACCAAUGAGUGUCGGAGAACGAGAAGAAAUGAUGGCAGGGGACGAUCCUUAUAAUCCGUACAAAUCAAGUGACCCAGACAACCCUUAUUACAAUUACUAUGACACGUACGAAAGACCGCGUUCUAGAGCGAGACCUGGAUACGGCACAAGCUACUUUCAGUACGGCUUGCCUGAUCUUGUGGCUGACCCGUACUACAUACAAGCCUCCACUUACGUCCAAAGAGUUCCGAUGUACAACCUCAGAUGUGCUGCAGAAGAAAACUGCCUUGCAAGUUCGGCUUACAGGUCGAGUGUGAGAGAUUAUGACACACGGAUGCUGCUCCGAUUCCCCCAGCGUGUGAAGAACCAGGGGACGUCUGACUUCCUGCCAAACCGUCCACGCUACGCCUGGGAGUGGCACAGCUGCCACCAACACUACCACAGUAUGGACGAGUUCAGUCACUAUGACCUACUGGAUGCCAGCACCCACGCGCGUGUGGCUGAGGGUCACAAGGCCAGCUUCUGCCUGGAGGACACGUCCUGCGACUAUGGAUACUACAGACGGUUUGCAUGCACCGCCCACACACAGGGCCUGAGCCCAGGAUGUUACGACACUUACAGUGCGGACAUCGACUGCCAGUGGAUAGACAUUACAGAUGUAAAGCCAGGCAACUACAUCCUUAAGAUCAGUGUUAACCCCAGUUACCAGGUGCAGGAGUCUGACUACACCAACAAUGUGGUGCGCUGUGACAUUCGCUACACCGGAAAUUAUGCCUAUGCAUCAGGGUGUCACAUGUCACCGUAUUAAAUCACAUUCAGCUCUACAUCCCGACGAAGGACAGAUCACGAGAGACGUUUCCUCAGUCAAAGCUAGUUUAAUGUGAGUCAGUGUGAGGAAAAGCAGCAUACAGAAAAGUCCGUUUAAAAUGCUAAUGAGGAAUCAUAUAGAAGGAAUAUCGCUAUAUUUCUGUUAGUUAUGUUAGGACAUUGAAACUGUCACUUAAUAUUCAGUCCUGUGUUUCAUGGGGAGAUUUUUGGGGUUAAUUUUGACAUAAUAUUGUUUAAUUAUUUGAUAUUUCAUGUAAAUUCUUAUAAAGUGUUUUAUUAAGAACAUAAAAGUUUACCCAAAAAAGUAUGUUAGAUAACUUCCUGCUGAAGAUAAAAUGGUUGUUCUGGUGAGAACCAUUAACAUUGCAGAAAACAUGGCUCCUUCAGCAGUGCAACUACCUUCUCAGCUAGUAACAGCCAAAAACUUCAUGUUUGAGCAGCUAAGAACUUCACACGGAUCCCAGCUGGGGGUACUGAGCUGUGAAAUGCUUUAGUGUGCUAAAAUGAUGGUAUCCAUGACAUUAUAUUUGUGUAUUCUGAGUAGACAUUUUUAAAGCUCAUAUUACUGCAACACGUUUGUAUGUAUUACAAGAAAAUUACUUGAAUAAAUCACCUUUCAUUCACUGGA